Messenger RNA from Chanos chanos (milkfish), 1122 nucleotides. RefSeq names its product catechol-O-methyltransferase a (gene comta). The record is from RefSeq and is a predicted model, not a curated record. The coding region runs from base 109 to 903 and encodes 264 amino acids. Gene Ontology annotation, biological process: developmental process; dopamine metabolic process; catecholamine catabolic process. Gene Ontology annotation, molecular function: catechol O-methyltransferase activity; magnesium ion binding. The transcript has 6 exons. NCBI's taxonomy places the organism in Eukaryota, Metazoa, Chordata, Actinopteri, Gonorynchiformes, Chanidae.
CGAGGAGUAAGCGUUGUUGUUUGGUGAGAGACUUUGAGAGAGAAAGGCAACGGAGGAUAAGAGGAAAGGGAAAUCAUCUGUGAGCGUGAAGACAGCUGCAGCAGGAACAUGCUGCUGACUAUACUGGCUGUGUUUGGAGGGGCAGUCGCUGUCCUGUAUGCCCUGUUUUACUGGCUCAUCCCUGCAGCAGUGCAGCGCAAUGCUCGUCUGGCCCUGCUGUGGCACGACGUUUUCGUGGAGCGCUUUCUCAACUCUCUCACCGGUUCCAGCCGACCUCAGCGUUUGCUGAAAGCGGUGCAGAGGAAUGCCGCCAAAGGAGAUCCCCAGUCCGUCAUCUCAGCCAUAGACUACUUCUGCAGACACAGCGAAUGGGCAAUGAACGUGGGUGAUGAAAAAGGAUCUAUAUUGGACUCUGUGGUGAGUGAAGUUAGCCCAACGACGGCCCUGGAGCUUGGCACAUACUGCGGGUAUUCCACCGUCCGCAUUGCCCGCCUGCUGCCACCUGGGGCCUCCCUCAUAACCUUGGAAUUCAACCCAGACUACGCUGCUGUGGCACGUCAGGUUAUUGCACACUCAGGGCUUCAAGACAAGAUCCAUCUAGUGGAAGGACCAUCUGGAGAUUCAAUCCCCAAACUAAAAGAACGGUUUGGAAUCACAAGCUUAGACUUUGUGUUUCUGGACCACUGGAAAGAUCGCUAUGUACCCGACACCAAACUGCUAGAGGAGUGCGGACUGCUCAGAAAAGGCUCUGUCCUGCUAGCAGACAACGUGAUUUGUCCUGGGGCCCCCGAGUACCUGGACUAUGUUCGAAACAACCCCCGGUACGAGAGCAGGUACUUCCAAUCGCACCUAGAGUACACAAACGUGGAAGACGGCCUGGAGAAAUCUGUCUUUUUAGGAUAAAGAGACGUAACCUCUUACACAUUUUUCUGAAAAACUGAACAUGGUUCUCUUUUUACUCAUGAUAACUUGCCGUUUAGGUAUAUUGAGGGAAUUAGUGACAAAUUCUGAUGCCAAACGGAGAACAGUCUGUUAACCUGAGCUCUGUCAAUCUAAUAAUUACUUACAAUGUGUAAUAAACUCUUAAUGUCUUGGUUUUAUUAAAAUUACAAAUAAAUUGUU